Molecule: messenger RNA, 2102 nt
Organism: Periconia digitata
Lineage: Eukaryota; Fungi; Ascomycota; Dothideomycetes; Pleosporales; Periconiaceae
Source: the annotation of a GenBank genome assembly
AGUCUCACUCGGACUUCUACUGCGAGCAGUAUACUAUGUGUUGAAGUAGUCAACGCUGUCAAGCAGCGUCCAUGCGGCUUUCAGCUAGACCUUUGUCGUAUCGCGGGCGCAUCAGGGCUUCCUCGCGAGCCCGGAAACUUCUUGCAGAAUGGCGGUUUCGCCACCGGAUGGUAGAGGUGGGUGCUGUAGUAAGACUAUCCCUGCACCACCUGAAAAUCGUUGGACAACAUCCGCUGUCCGUAUGGUGCCCACUGUUGGGCCGUGCCUCUCCGGCCAGUCAUCCAACUCACGUUGCCAGUUGGCACUACGUAAUUGCGCCAUGUACAGAGGUGAUAUUCUGUGCAAACCCGAACCACAGGCGAUUGCUGCUUAUGAGAGCUGACAGACGCCUCUGACAGGAGUGGAGGUUAAUUGUGAUAGCCUAUGUCUCAAGGACUAUUCUUAUUUCUACGUCCGAAAGUACAAUGCCGAUGUCAGAGUCUGGUGUCCCGCACAAUGAUGUACAUGUACAUGCUUUGAAUUGUGAUGAUUAUAUUGCACAUAAUUAGUAGGCCGGUAAUAAGAGUAAGCAGCCGAGCCUUGCUCGUCAUGCAUAUUCCCUCUCGCUACGACUAGGCUUUGUUUCGGAGAAAAACGAUGGAAUAACACAGCAGUAUUCGUUCACUCGCACGACUGACUGUGGAUUGGGUUCGAUUGAAUGGAGGACAUUUGGAGGCAACGCAUGACGAAGUCUUGUGACCGUUGGCAGAGAGAAGCGCGGCACAGCCUCUUGGGCAAGUUUGCUCGUCAAGCAAUGAAAUAACUGGAGCCGGGUCGCAGUGUGAAUGGGCUGAGCGUGCUGCAGGGGUUCGGGAAUGCAACAAAGCAAGCUCGUUGCCCAAAACGGCUAGCGGCACGAGCCCCUUACCGCCGGCCUCUACAAUUCACGUAGUGCCAUACUUUAUUCGCCUACGGCAGCCAAUCGUGACGUGUCUUGGCAAUCGUCAGGGGUCUAUAUGUGAAUGCUGCUAGGCCCCAAUGAGCCGCUAACAGGAGACUGCGCUGCUCACCUUUUUAUAAGUCCUCCCUGCCGCUCUAUCCACUUUACUAAGGCCUCCCGUACUUGGAAACCACUCUUUGUCUCUUCCACUUCCCAUCUUUCUUCCUUACUUCUUCUUCUCUAUUUCCUUUCCACUCUCAACCGACACACUCGUUUUACAACAAACAACCAAACUCCCACAAUUUCUAUCAAGAUGCAUUCUUCCCAGCUCCUUCUCCUCGUCGCCGGUGCCGUCGCCUCGGUCAGCGCCCAGGAGGCAAAGGCUACCCUCAACCAAUUCACCCUCCUCCCUCUUGACCCCGACCAGAAGACCGCGACCAUCGUAGGCUCUGGUCCCGCUGCCACCACCUACUCUUUCGGCUGCCCUGCCGUCACUGGCUCGGCUGUCGCAUCAUCCCUCAAGUCGGGUGCCUCUUCCAUUGGCUCUGCCAUUGAAUCUGCCGCUUCAUCUGCUGGUGGUGCUGCUGGAUCCAUUGCCUCUUCACUCGCCUCUGCCGGAAUCUCUGGUGCGAGCUCCUUGGCCUCUGCAGCCGCCUCCAACAUCGAGAUGACCCCCAUCGCUCGGCCCACCAACGCCCGCCGCGACAACGUCCGCUUGAUGCCCAUCCCCCACCCCACUCCCGUGGUUCGCCGCCAGGACACCGAACUCCCCGACCUCAACAUCGCCUGCAUGCCCUACACCGUCAUCCAGGGCUCCGAGACCUACGCUGUCAAGGCCCAGGUCACCCAGGACGCCUUCAGCUUCUACGCUGAGUUCAACGCCACCUGGAAGGGUGACUUGGCUUCUGCCACCCCAGCCGGCACGGUUUUCAUCACCGGCAUCUCGAUGCUCGACGUGAGCACCGCCACCACUGCCCCUUCUUCGUCCUGGUUCACCUCCCCUGCCACCGUUGCCGUCGUCUCCGCCUCCUCCUCUGCCCCGGCCCCCUCCGGCUCCAACGGUGCUAACCCAUCCGGUGCCCCUGCCAACUCCAACCCCGCCGCUGCUGGUCCCCUCCCUACCGGUGCCGCCGUUUACUUCGGUGCUGCUGCUGGUCUCGUUGGUGCCGUUCUCGCUUUGUAA